AAAUCCAAGGUAAGUUAGUGCCAGGUGUUGAAAAAUAUUUGGUAGAAAGGGAAGUAGCUCACCACUUCUAGAACUUACCAGCCUUCACCUCGGCCCUUGCUCACGAUAGCUUCACUUUGUUCACUUCAGCAAAACGAAACAAAUUGCCUAGCGACGGGAAAUUCUGUAAAGAAGAUACAGGGAAGUGUACGAAACAAGGCAGGCGAAAACAAGAGACAGAAAAAAGAACAACGAAAAAAAGGAGUUUCGAUUCACCAAACAGGCACCCCUCGCCCCUUGACAGACAUACUGCAGCAUACCUCAGGUACCGAUAGCCCAAGAUGUGUCGCCGCGUCUACAAGCACUACACAGCCUGCGGCUGCGUCCUCAACGCCCUAUUCUACGACAAGUGCGUCCGCGGCCCGGCCUCGCCCCUCUGCCAAAAGACAACCGGCAUCGUCACCCGCAACGGCGAGACAUGCCCCUACCACACCCGCGUCGCCCGCCGUCAAGACCGCCGCCGCCGCCAAGUAGAUGGAGGAACCCAAGACUCGGAGAUAAUCCGCAUGUCCAUCGAGGAUCCCUCCACUUUAACCGGCACCGGCAAGGAGAUCACUCCCACGAAGCUCGAGGACCGCCACAAGCUGGGCGACUUCCAGUUCUUCAUCAAGGACCUUGACACGUUCCUAAAGAGGCUGUCGGAGCCUGAGAAUGAGACCCCGACCGAGUCUCAGCCCGAGCCCAAGCCCAAGAAAUCGGGAAAGAACGACCAGCUCAAGGACAAGAAGGUGAGCCCCAACCUGUCCCCCCUCACCGGCUGCUCAGACUGGACCGACGACGACGAGAACGACAACGCCAUCGCCCGCCGCAUUCGACGCGAGCGCCUUAAGAAGGAGUUCCGUGCUUUCGCCCGCGAGAAUGAGAAGAAGAAGGCGCUCUUCGACUUGAGCGACGAGCUCAUGAGCUCCGACUGCGGCGAUGACAAUGACGUCUCCGACAGCAGCAGCUAUACGGACCCGGGCGAUACGUAUCCUUCGCCCAUGAGCUUGAGCCCGUACUUCAACAAUGAAAAUGACAGCGACGUCUCCGAGAGCAACGAGUCGUCGGACGCGGGUGAUGUUCAUCCUUCGUCGUCGAGCCUGGAUUUCGAUCAGGGAGAUGACAGUGUCGUCCCCAAGAGCAGCAGCAGCAGCGAUUCGGACCACAGUCACAUGAUAUCUACGAUUCCGCGCCCGGUUCAGCGCGAUGGCGCUCUCUAUGCGGAUCUCUCGUGGCACACGCGUCCCGAGAACUCUGAUGAUGACAUGGGAGAGGAUGGAGAAACCGAAAAUGCGCCUGAUUACGACAGCGAAGACUCGGAUACGCCUGAUGCCGACGAGGAUGAUGGAGGAGACUACGUCCCGGAGCCUACCUGGCCUCCCACUGGGGUUGAGUGGACCUCCAAGCUCAAGUACAUGAGUGGAAUCCCCCGCCGCGCCGCCGCGAUGAUCGAUGAUUGGAACUGA
Messenger RNA from Colletotrichum godetiae, 1484 nucleotides. RefSeq lists its product as uncharacterized. The record is from RefSeq and is a predicted model, not a curated record. The transcript has a single exon. Bases 321 to 1484 code for a protein of 387 amino acids. NCBI's taxonomy places the organism in Eukaryota, Fungi, Ascomycota, Sordariomycetes, Glomerellales, Glomerellaceae.